UUGGCACUUGUAUUGGCCGUAUGCGUAGCCGGCGGGCACUGCGCUGAACUGCCCCCUCGGGCCACCUUCAGGACUGCACCGGAGGGUCGUAUUGUUGGCGGCAGACCGGCCACCGCGACCGAAGCACCAUGGCAAAUAUCGCUGGUCUCUAGCGGUUGGUUUGGCGACAGUCACCGGUGCGGCGGUUCGCUCGUCGGCACUCAAUCGGUAGUCACCGCCGCUCACUGUACCGACGGUAUGCAGGCCAGUGGGCUGAAGGUGAAAUACGGCGGUCUGGACCGUACCGCCCUCGCAGUGACCGUUACGGUGAGUAACAUAUACCAACAUGCUUCAUACGACGCUCAGGCCAUUGACUGGGACUACUCAGUGAUCAAACUGUCCGCACCCAUCGAGACCAGUCGACCCAACGUCAAGACCAUUGAGUUGGUCGAUACGGCACCGGCGGGCGGAUCGCCCGCAUCGUUGACGGGUUGGGGCCUUACGAUUGGCGGUAACACCGGCUCAUCGCCCACUGCUCUACAGUACGUGGACUUUAAGAUUGUAUCGCAAACCGAUUGCAAUCAACGAUACAAAGACUUAUACGGCGAUCAGAUUGUUGUGACAGCCCGACAGAUUUGCACCGAGCACGAAUCGGCCAGUGGUUGCAAUGGUGAUUCUGGUGGACCAUUGGUUGCAGGUGGCAAAUUGGCCGGUAUUGUUUCCUGGGGUAUUAGAAACUGUCCCUCAGACACCACAAAGACUCCCGCAGCCUAUGCUGAUGUGGCCAACCAAGUUGCUUGGCUCAGAGGCAAUAUUCAUACAGUUAUGAAAGUAGUGGCCAUAGUUCUGGCCAUAUAUCUGGCCAGUGUUGCCAACAGUUUUAAAUCCCCAAAAUUCCGGGGUUUUAACGUAAUGGCUAAUGAGCCCAAAGAGAAGACCCGGUCGGCCCCGUGGCACGUGUCCAUACAAGUGAACGGUAGCCACCGGUGCAGCGGCUCACUAAACGGUUUUAAUUGGGUGGUGACCGCCGCCAAAUGUACACAAGGG
This is a messenger RNA of Medioppia subpectinata, 1026 nucleotides long. NCBI's taxonomy places the organism in Eukaryota, Metazoa, Arthropoda, Arachnida, Sarcoptiformes, Oppiidae. The record is from the annotation of a GenBank genome assembly.